AUGAAGUGGGCCAUAGAGCUAAGCCUAUACGACCUCCUCUACCAACCGAAGACUGCAAUAAAAGCCCAAGCCCUAGCAGACUUUGUUGCAGAAUUCACAUCAUUGGCCAAAGAAGAGAAGCUGGUCAGCAAAAAGAAGGAAAGUUUGAGAGUAUACCAGACCUCCACUGAACUUGACCAACCCAGAAACAUAUGGCAGUUGCGCGUAGAUGGAGCGUCGAACCAGAAAGGAGCUGGAGCAGGCGUCAUCAUCAUCACCCCGAAUGAAACCCUGCUAAAGCAAGCUAUCACGCUUGGCUUCCCGGCUUCAAACAACGAGGCAGAGUACGAGGCAUUGCUCGCUGACAUACGCUCACAGGCGACAAGCCUCAUCUCCAUUGCAGACAAGCUGCUUAACGAAGCACAAACUCAAUUGGAGUCUUUUUCGAGCAUUAUGUCCCUGACAUAUGCUCACAUGCGACAAGCCUCAUCUCCAUUGUAG
Molecule: messenger RNA, 480 nt
Organism: Prunus armeniaca (apricot)
Lineage: Eukaryota; Viridiplantae; Streptophyta; Magnoliopsida; Rosales; Rosaceae
Source: the annotation of a GenBank genome assembly